This is a messenger RNA of Prosopis cineraria, 423 nucleotides long. RefSeq names its product disease resistance protein Roq1-like. The record is from RefSeq and is a predicted model, not a curated record. Gene Ontology annotation, biological process: signal transduction. The transcript has a single exon. Bases 1 to 423 code for a protein of 140 amino acids. Lineage: Eukaryota; Viridiplantae; Streptophyta; Magnoliopsida; Fabales; Fabaceae.
AUGCAUUAUCACGUUUUCCUGAGCUUUAGAGGGCCAGAUUCUCGCAAAACUUUUACCGAUCAUUUAUAUGCUGCGUUGGUGCGGAAAGGUAUUGUAACUUUCAGAGACGAUGAAGAAAUUGAGAAAGGAGAAGCUAUUUCAAAGAAACUCCGCGAAGCUAUUCGGCAAUCUCGGUAUUUCAUUAUUGUCCUCUCUCAGGAAUUUGCUUCUUCCCCAUGGUGUUUGAAUGAAUUGCAGGAGAUCGUGGAAACCAAACAAGAGCAAAAAGUUUUCCCAGUUUUUUAUGAUGUACAACCUGGUGAUAUUGGACGUCAACGAGGAAAUGUUGCCCAAGCUUUCGCUAAGCUUAAAGGAAAAAAUUCAAGUGGAAAAAAAAGACGAUGGCAUCAAGCUUUAUCUAAGGUUGCUGAAUUCUCUGGUUAG